UUCACCUUCAACGACUUUUUUUUCUCUUCCGCCAACAACGUCCGGAUUUUAUAACAAGGUCUCGGGAGUGUUUUUGAUCGUCCAGAUGUCAACAUGGCUCCGAAGAGCGAGCAACUUCUCAUCGUGUUGUCCAUUCUGGAAGGGCGCGAUUUCCCCAAGUGCCCUCGGCUCAGCUUGGAGGUUCAGGCGAGCUUCGACGGCAAGCCGUUGACCACCGACCCCGUGGAGCACCUGGACCAGCCGCACUUCAGCACUGAGCUGGCCUGGGAGCUGGACCGCAAGAUGCUGCGCCAGCACAGACUGCAGAGGACCCCCAUCAAGCUUCAGUGUUUCACCGUAGACUCCAGCAACAACAGCAGGGAGAACGUGGGCUACAUUGUGCUGGACCUCAGAUCCGUUCAGGAAGUCCCACAGGAUCCACGCUGGCAUACGCUGCUGAGCAGCAAGUACACAAAGAAGAAGCCGUCGCUGCUCCUCAGCAUGGUGCUGGAGAAUGGCGGCAAGUCCACGCCGCCACCACCGCCCUCUCCCCAAGCACCCCGAAACAAGAAGGCCCAAAGAGCGCCUCGCUCGAGCGGGCCCGUAGCCCCGCAGCCCCUCCUGGACAAGCUGGAGGCGGUCCUGGUGCCUGAGCAGGGUUACCAUCAGGUGGGACCCGACAGCGUGGCCACCGACAUGUUUGUGCUGUCCGUCACUCUGGCUUUUGUCGCCAAGUUGGAACAGUUAAUCCCCACCACGCUCAAGUUGUCAUCAGAGGAUGCCGGCUUCUUCUUUUUCUACACACUGCUGGGCAACGACAUCACCAGUGAGCCCUUUCGGAACCUCCUGACGCCGGACUUCCAGCCCAAGCGCGCCUCGGUGCGCGUCCGCAGCAGCGACCGCGCCCUGCGCGCCUUCCUGUCGCAGCAACCGCCCUUGCAGAUCCACCUAUGCUGCGGCACGCACUCGCUGGGCAGCGCCGACGUGCCCCUGGCCACGCUGGCCGGGCUCGCCGUGGACCUGGAGGAGAGGGCGGCCACAGUGGAGGGCGUGUUUGCGCUACAGCCGCCCGCCCGCGUCAGGCGCUCGCUGCCGGCGAUGCCCGCCGACUUGCAGCCUAACGUCAGCGUGACCAUCACACUGCGCCGAGAGGACGUGGCGCCGCAGCUACAGACUUCGUCCACCAAAGAAGGACACAACAUAAACCCGUGCGCUGCCGUCGCGCCGGCCGCCGAGGACCAAAUUGCCAGUUCGACUCCAAUCCGAAAUCCUCCUGAGGUUGUUGCGCUGUCGCAGACCCACCAGGAGGUACUGUCGCACGGUCUCGGGAGUGUUUUUGAUCGUCCAGAUGUCAACAUGGCUCCGAAGAGCGAGCAACUUCUCAUCGUGUUGUCCAUUCUGGAAGGGCGCGAUUUCCCCAAGCGCCCUCGGCUCAGCUUGGAGGUUCAGGCGAGCUUCGACGGCAAGCAGUUGACCACCGACCCCGUGGAGCACCUGGACCAGCCGCACUUCAGCACUGAGCUGGCCUGGGAGCUGGACCGCAAGAUGCUGCGCCAGCACAGACUGCAGAGGACCCCCAUCAAGCUUCAGUGUUUCACCGUAGACUCCAGCAACAACAGCAGGGAGAACGUGGGCUACAUUGUGCUGGACCUCAGAUCCGUUCAGGAAGUCCCACAGGAUCCACGCUGGCAUACGCUGCUGAGCAGCAAGUACACAAAGAAGAAGCCGUCGCUGCUCCUCAGCAUGGUGCUGGAGAAUGGCGGCAAGUCCACGCCGCCACCACCGCCCUCUCCCCAAGCACCCCGAAACAAGAAGGCCCAAAGAGCGCCUCGCUCGAGCGGGCCCGUAGCCCCGCAGCCCCUCCUGGACAAGCUGGAGGCGGUUCUGGUGCCUGAGCAGGGUUACCAUCAGGUGGGACCCGACAGCGUGGCCACCGACAUGUUUGUGCUGUCCGUCACUCUGGCUUUUGUCGCCAAGUUGGAACAGUUAAUCCCCACCACGCUCAAGUUGUCAUCAGAGGAUGCCGGCUUCUUCUUUUUCUACACACUGCUGGGCAACGACAUCACCAGUGAGCCCUUUCGGAACCUCCUGACGCCGGACUUCCAGCCCAAGCGCGCCUCGGUGCGCGUCCGCAGCAGCGACCGCGCCCUGCGCGCCUUCCUGUCGCAGCAACCGCCCUUGCAGAUCCACCUAUGCUGCGGCACGCACUCGCUGGGCAGCGCCGACGUGCCCCUGGCCACGCUGGCCGGGCUCGCCGUGGACCUGGAGGAGAGGGCGGCCACAGUGGAGGGCGUGUUUGCGCUACAGCCGCCCGCCCGCGUCAGGCGCUCGCUGCCGGCGAUGCCCGCCGACUUGCAGCCUAACGUCAGCGUGACCAUCACACUGCGUGCCAGUCCUGCAGACGUGGAGCCGCUCGCCGCAUGUCAGGCCCAGGGCGAGGGCGCCUGCGCCCUCAAAGCGUCCAUUCCGCCAUCGGCGCAUCGCUACUGUUUCUCUCUGGAUCUCUGCAACCUCAGACAGACCGGACUCUUACACACCAUCGCUGCCACAAUCAGGUACUCGUACGAGUUCUUCGGCAGCGCGGUGCCCGUGAUGACCAGCCACCCCGUGGAGCUGCGCAGGAACACGGACGUGUCUCUGCCGCACUCUUACUGCGCCUUCGACUUUGCCGCCGUGCCGCAGCAGCUGCAGGAUACCUUCCUCAGAAUUCCUCUGGUGUUGGAGCUGUGGCACCACGACGCCGGCAGUACCAACGAUUUCCUGAUUGGCCGAGCCUCGCUGCUGCUGUCUCGGCUGCUUGCCGCCGAGAGGAGCCGACACCCGGCCGGUGUGAGGGAGGCGCCAUGGCGCCAAAUCCACCAGGACCGAAUCCCCUUCUUCUCCACCCAGAGCUCCAACGAGAAAGCAGCAGAGUUGAGCCUGGUGGCCACACUGGACGACUUUGGGCUCGUGAACCGUAAUGACAUCCCCAUACUUAAUAGAUUGAGACAGCCGGGUGAGAUGAAGCUCAGCUCCCAGCAGAGCAUUCAGCAAAGAGAGAAGGAAAUUCAAGAGCUAAGACAAGCCAUCUUUUCUCUUAAUCGUUUAGCUCGGCUGGCGACGGAGACAAGCGACGGCGUCUUCACCGACAAUAUCCGCAGCAUGGAGCUGAAGGGCUUCGAAGUGCGUGAGUUGAUCAAGGCUCAGCAGAAGCAGGUCGUGAGUCAGGCCGAGCGGCGUCUGGAGAAGAUCCAAAAGGAGAUCACUGAGCAGAAGAAGCGAGUGGCCGAUCUGGACCGGCUGACCCUCGACGACGGCCCCGUGCAUUUCCUUCAGCGCUGUCAGGCGCUGGAAGCGCUGCCGCCCGUGACGUCGCCGAUCCCUGCCAUCGCCGUGGAACCCGGCUUGACGUUUGACUCUGUCAUAAAAGCCGUGUGCGACUUUAAAUCGCUGUCGCAAGAGAUUUGCCAGGAUGGCUUCGUCAGCAUCUGUGAGAAAGUGAGAGAAGUGGUGAUCACGGCUCCCCCCAAUUUGCCCGUCCACAUCGACGUGACCGGGCCCUCGGCUAAUGUGACAGCACCCUUGGCCGAAAUUCACCCCCCUGUACAAAUGGAGGAGACAGGUUCCAAAUUGUCUACGGGCUCCAAGCAGAGGAACCAUCAGCGCCACACUCAUGCCAGAAAGAAAUGAGACCUGAAUUUAGACAUCAUUUCACACUCAAAACCUUAAACCUUGAUCAUCAAGCAGCAGUGUUUUCCUCUUUUGACAUACCACUUCACUAUAUUUUUUUUGUAAAAAAAAAACUGGGAACUACAGUAUUUACUUACUUGUUGGCGUCAGUGUUGUGUCGAUCAGAUGAGCAGAGUCUCACACACGUAGACACACAAACGCCAUUACACAUCAUUAGUUACAUUUGGUUUUACAUUUUAUGACAAUGUGACUAUUUUUUUUUUGUAAUCAUUCAUACAGACAUAAUAUAUUAUUUUGGUUUGUGUCAUGCUGACAAAAAACAAACAAACAACAAGAUGCAGUGUAUUUGGCUUUUUUGCAUGUAUUUAUUGUGUUUAUACAAUGAUAUCAAAUAUGGAUACUUUCCAAUGUUGAAAUAAAUUGACACAUGACGGUAAAUCAA
Molecule: messenger RNA, 4090 nt
Organism: Syngnathus typhle (broad-nosed pipefish)
Lineage: Eukaryota; Metazoa; Chordata; Actinopteri; Syngnathiformes; Syngnathidae
Product: centrosomal protein of 120 kDa-like
Exons: 20
Coding region: 94-3648 (1184 amino acids)
Biological process (GO): interkinetic nuclear migration; positive regulation of centriole elongation; centrosome cycle
Cellular component (GO): centriole; centrosome
Source: RefSeq, a predicted model, not a curated record